This is a messenger RNA of Naumovozyma castellii, 1074 nucleotides long. RefSeq names its product D-xylulose reductase XYL2 (gene XYL2). NCBI's taxonomy places the organism in Eukaryota, Fungi, Ascomycota, Saccharomycetes, Saccharomycetales, Saccharomycetaceae. The transcript has a single exon. The coding region runs from base 1 to 1074 and encodes 357 amino acids. The record is from RefSeq and is a predicted model, not a curated record.
AUGCCUAGUCAGACUCAAACUGCCGUUAUCCUACAAAAGAAGGGCCUCAUCGAAUUCGGUGAAAAGCCCAUCCCUGCCCUCACAGACGAGCAUUGGGUAAAAGUUCAAAUUAAAGCCACUGGUAUCUGUGGUUCUGAUGUUCACUUCUACAAAUAUGGGUCCAUUGGAGACUUUGUUGUCAAGUCGCCCAUGGUCCUGGGCCAUGAAAGCUCUGGUAUCAUUGCUGAAGUGGGUUCUGCUGUUAAGACUUUAAAAGUUGGUGAUAGAGUAGCUCUGGAACCAGGUUAUCCUAGUAGGUACACUGAGGCCACCAUGUCAGGCCAUUAUAAUUUGUGUCCCUUUAUGCAUUUCGCAGCUACUCCUCCUUGCGAUGGUACUUUGACCAAAUACUAUUUAACACCUUUUGAUUUUGUUUACAAAUUGCCUGAUAAUGUCUCCUAUGAAGAGGGUGCCUUGUUGGAACCAUUAUCUGUUGGAGUUCAUGCCAAUAAACAGGCUGGUACCAGAUUUGGUGAUAAAGUUGUUGUAUUUGGUGCGGGACCAGUGGGGUUAUUGAAUGGUGCGGUCGCUAAGGUUUUUGGGGCAUUGCAGGUUGUAUUCAUUGACGUUGUUGACGAGAAAUUAGAGAGAGCCAAGCAUUUUGGUGCCACCGCAGUGAUCAAUUCGUCCAAGUUGAGAAUUAAUGAUGAAUUCGAAUUGGCUGUUGCCAUUAAAGAGAAACUGGGUGGUGUCGACCCUGACAUUGUGUUGGAAUGUACUGGUGCAGAACCCUGUAUUCGUGCUGGUAUUAGAGCAUUAAAAACAGGUGGGACAUUUGUGCAAGUUGGGAUGGGUAAAGAUGAUGCUAACAUUCCAAUCACCCAAUUUUCCUGUAGAGAAAUUACCUUGAAGGGAUGCUUCAGGUACUGUCAUGGUGAUUACCAGAAUGCUUUAGACUUGGUAGCCACUGGUAAGAUCCCAGUGAAGUUAUUGGUCACUCGCAGAUUUACUUUUGAUGAGGCAGUCAAAGCAUAUAUGUUUAAUGCUGAGCACGCAGAGGAAGUGGUCAAAUCUAUCAUCUCAGGACCAGAGUAA